AUGCGUCUACACUUUGGUACCACAGAUGAAUUUCUCCUCGGCAACAUUCUGACGCUGUUCGGCGCGGGCUCCCAGCCGACGUACCAGACCCUGGUGUGGCACCUGCUCAACCUUGCCGACAAGGUGGACCCUGUCCAGCGCAGGAUCAGGGAUGAGGUCGAUCUGGUGGUGGGAAGAAACAGACCCCCUCACUGGGAGGACAGACAUGACAUGCCUUACACCAUGGCUAGCAUCUGGGAACUCUACCGCUGGAGGACGCCAGUGUUGCUUGGAGUACCGAGGCAGGCCGAAGAAGACGUCGUGGUUGGUCAGUACCUGAUCCCGGCUGGAACGGUCGUUAUCUCCAACAUAUGGGCGGCGCACAUGGACCCGGAACGAUGGACUGACCCGGAGCAAUUCAAGCCAGAAAGGUUCCUCACCGAUGAGGGUUCAGCACUAGUUGAAAAGCCAGAGAACCUCAUUGCCUUCUCUAUAGGCAAACGAAUGUGCCCCGCGAAACCCUUGGCCAACGCGCUAGUGUUCGUGUACAUUGCGCUGAUGGUCCAGCGCUUCGUAAUUCUGCCAGAGGAGGGAAAAUCCAUAGACCUGAGUUUCGACACUGACGGCCUCUGUGUCCCCAGACUGCAACACCUGCGCUUCAUGGAACGAUAA
Dermacentor andersoni is the source of this 651-nucleotide messenger RNA. NCBI's taxonomy places the organism in Eukaryota, Metazoa, Arthropoda, Arachnida, Ixodida, Ixodidae. The record is from RefSeq and is a predicted model, not a curated record.